UUUUCUAACGAGAGAUAGAAAAUGUCAGUACCACUCAAAUCAACGUUUUCCAUGUCUUCUUCUCAAUGUUCAUCUUCAUCUUCACAAAAAUCAAGCUCUGUGAAACUGAAGUCCCUAAUCCAAAUUCUCAUCAUCACUCAAGUUUGUCGACUAAUCCGAAAAAUCUCUAGAGCUUCAUCCAUUCUUGUUAGAGUCUUGAGGAAGAAGCAAUACAAUCUUUUGUCAAUGUCUUGUUCGUUCUAUCCAAAAAGAACCUCCAAGAAACAAAAGAAUAAUAUAUUCUUCGGCUCCUUCAGACUUCAUUACAACUUUUGCUCUUCUCACGUGGUGCCUGUCUCUGCCCCGGUGCGUCUCCCUGAAGAACUCUACUUGGCUCAUCUACAAUACGACUCUACUUGGGAGUCAAUGCAUUCGACUGAGUUUAUUGAUGGUCUAGGAGAUGAUGUUGGUGAUGAAAUUCAAGAACCAUCUCAGCUCUCUAGCUAUCUAAAACAGCUUGAGGAUGAUAAAGCUAAAGAUGGCAAAGAAGAAGAAGAAGAAGAAGAAGAAGAGGGGAAAGAGAUGAAGAUGAUGAAUGAGAUUGAUAAACUGGCUGAUAUGUUUAUUGCAUAUAGUCAUGAGAAGUUCAUGUUGGAGAAGGUUGAUUCGUAUAGGAGAUUUCAAGAAAUGCUGAAUACUAGCAGUUGAUGAUGAUUAUGAUGGACCCAUUUGACUCUUUCAUUUCUUUUUAUGUAAUUUCACUUUUCCUUCUUUUUCUUUUUGAAUUCCUUCUUGGUGUUCUAAUUAUCUGGAAAUGUAUUGGAAGCAUAGGGGGAUGCAUGGAUUGUGUGGUGUGUGUUGUGUUACAAAUAUAUGGUUGAUGAUGGUGGUGGUUCACAAAAAUAUAACUAGUAUAGACAAUCCAAAAAGGAAAUCAGAGGAUGAGAAUAUGGUUAAUUGGUAUUUUGUUA
This is a messenger RNA of Brassica oleracea var. oleracea, 950 nucleotides long. RefSeq lists its product as uncharacterized. The record is from RefSeq and is a predicted model, not a curated record. The coding region runs from base 22 to 687 and encodes 221 amino acids. NCBI's taxonomy places the organism in Eukaryota, Viridiplantae, Streptophyta, Magnoliopsida, Brassicales, Brassicaceae. The transcript has a single exon.